UUAGAGCGUUAGUGAAUUAAAAAAAGCAGUAUAAAAACCGGAAUUUCCAACUGAUAAGGCUGAAAAUUUUUUCACUUGUUAUUUACAGUAAGAUAAAUACCUACAUUCACCAACUUUUAUUAAAAUAAAACCAUUUAAACUGGGUGUUCGGAUUUAUAUGUCACUUAGUUUAGUUCAAAUAGAAGCUCCCUGAAAGCUGCCAGAUUAAUUUUUCGAAGUUGCAAUUAUGCAGUUGCUGGAAUUUGCAGGUAAUUUUUAUACACCUAUUGCUACUUACGAGGAUGAGGUCUUGUACGAGGUUGGCGAUGCCACGGUUAGCGAUGACGAGGAGACGCGUGAUUGGUCCGGGAAUUCCUUCUCCUUCGUGUCCGUGAUCAUGGUGGCCAUGGUGGACGUCCACUUCCACUACUCCAGGACCGACUUCUUUCUCUUCGACUUCUUCGUUGGCGCCUGAACCUGCUACCAGCUGGAAACAUGC
Molecule: messenger RNA, 478 nt
Organism: Acanthoscelides obtectus
Lineage: Eukaryota; Metazoa; Arthropoda; Insecta; Coleoptera; Chrysomelidae
Source: the annotation of a GenBank genome assembly